Molecule: messenger RNA, 867 nt
Organism: Colletotrichum truncatum
Lineage: Eukaryota; Fungi; Ascomycota; Sordariomycetes; Glomerellales; Glomerellaceae
Product: DUF1665 domain protein
Biological process (GO): maturation of 5.8S rRNA; maturation of LSU-rRNA
Cellular component (GO): preribosome, large subunit precursor
Source: RefSeq, a predicted model, not a curated record
AUGGUCGGCCCUUCAACAAAAAAGAGAACAAAUGACGGCCGGCUCGCGCCCCCCUCAAAAAAGCAGAAGAGGCAAGACAAGAAGCAACCCGAGGGCGCUUCCGAUGAAGAGCAGGAUUUCGAUGCCGUCAACUUGCUCGACUCCGACGACGAUGAUAUCCUGAACGCCGCCGUCGACGAUGGCGCCCCCUCAGACGAUGAUGACUCAAUGAGCUCCGGCGACGAGCGGCCGGCUGCCAAGAAGAAGGCCUCAAAAGCUGCCAAAACUACAAAGCCGAAGAAGAGCAGAGACGCACCCGUCGGCACUGACGAGUCCGAGUCGGAUUCCGAGGCGGAAGAGAACGCCGAUGGCGCGCCACACAAGAGCAAGAGCAAGCGUAACGACCCUGCCGCCUUCUCGACAUCUAUCUCUAAGAUUUUGUCCACCAAACUAUCUAACGCGAAACGCGCGGAUCCCGUUCUUGCUCGCAGCGCCGAGGCCCAUGAGGCGGCCAAGGCGGCCGUUGACAAGGCGCUCGAGGCGAAGGCUAAGAAGCAGAUGAGGCAACAGAAGAAGGAGGCGCAGGAGAAGGGACGUGUGCGCAAUGUGCUUAUUGCGCCGGAGGCCGAAGACACAUCGACAGGAGAGAUGCUCGAGUCGGAGAGGCGGCUGCGCAAGGUUGCGCAAAGAGGUGUGGUCAAGCUGUUCAACGCCGUGCGGGCGGCGCAGGUCAAGGCUGUUGAGGCGGAGAAGAAGGCGCGCAAGGACGGCGUGGUGGGUGUUGUGCGAAGGGAGGAGAAGAUCAACGAGAUGAGCAAGAAGGGAUUCCUGGAUCUGAUCGCUUCCGGCGGUGGAGGGCUCAAGAAGGGCGCACUGGAGGAGGCUUGA